Messenger RNA from Mycena citricolor, 798 nucleotides. The record is from the annotation of a GenBank genome assembly. Lineage: Eukaryota; Fungi; Basidiomycota; Agaricomycetes; Agaricales; Mycenaceae.
CGGCGUUCCAGGUGUUGCCGGUGUAGCAGUUGGUCGCGGACGACGUCGAGUGAGUCCAGCGCCAGUUGGAGUCGAGGACGAUCGCAUUCUGCGUCGUAGUGCAGCUUCCGCCCGCUGUGCACUGCUGAGUGGUGAGAGUCGGGUGUACUUCCGAUUGCAGGGUGCUGAUCUGCUGCGCCUGAGACACAGCAGCGAGACAGAGAGCGAAGAGAGCAGUGGUAGGGAACAUUGCAACUUUGAAGACUUGGAAGCUGCCGUGCCCAUCCUCUCUCCCAAUGUUUUAUAGUGCUCGGACCUACUCGGACGACGCAGUGAAUGGUAAAACAUGCAUGCCAAGGUGAUUUGUCGGCUGUAUCUCGAGGAAUGCUGAACGGCGUUCCGGCUCUCGAUGCAUUCCCAUCCAGCAGGACGCGCGCUGCUGCCUCGAUGCCCGGGCGGAGUGCAUGAGGUCACUGGGCCACUCAGGCGGUACAUUCCCAGACAAGGGCUUCGUUGACAGGUCUAAAAUGGAUGAGGAUGCGAUAUUGAUCGAUAUGGACAUAUUGAACUCUUCCUAAGAGGUCAGUUGAACGCGAAGCGCUAAAGUUGGAGUCAGCAAAAAGCUCCGAAAGAAUUGAAAGAGCUUGCUAAUGUCAAGGUCGACCGCGCGCAGAAUGAAACACAAGUGUCGAUUCGUCCGGAGAAGACAGGUAGAAACCAAUGGGCGGAUCUGUACAGCAACGAAUUCGACCGGAACACCCCAUCUCGAGGCGUAUGCUGUGUAAUGGGCCUCUCUCAUUCUCCCCGCCACACGCAGCU